Messenger RNA from Seminavis robusta, 1152 nucleotides. The record is from the annotation of a GenBank genome assembly. NCBI's taxonomy places the organism in Eukaryota, Bacillariophyta, Bacillariophyceae, Naviculales, Naviculaceae.
AUGGCAUCCCCAGCAGCAACAACGACGACGACAGAGACGGAGAAGAAUAAGGACGUCGUCGAACCCAAAAGCUCCCAGCAGAUUCUGAACUUGCAGGUCCCCUUGGCAGUGGGAACCUUGCAGUGGGGAACCACGCCCAUUGACCAGAGCAUUAUCAAUUCCAAAGGAUGCAUUACGGAGAGCGAAGUAGCCUUGAUUGUGCGAGACUUUACCCGUGCCGGAGUCACGUUGUGGGAUACAGCCGAAGGAUAUGGUGGUGGAACCAGUGAACAGCGACUGGGAAGAUUGGCGGACCGCAAGACCACCAUUCUCAUGACCAAAUUUCUUCCCGUGCCGUGGCGGGGAUUCUUUCCCGGAGACUUGGAACGGGCCGUUCGAGCUUCCUGUCGACGCUUACAGACCGACAAGAUUCAUGUGUACUUGCUCCAUAGUCCUGUUCAUUGGAGAUCCUUGGAAUACUGGAUUGCACGAGGCGCGGAAUGCAAACAAAAGGGACUUAUCGAUGCCAUGGGAUUGAGCAACUGCAAUGCCGACCAAGUGCGUCGCGCGGUGGCGGCAGGGAAACAAUUUGGUGUCGAUAUUGUCGUCAAUCAAGUGCAUUAUUCCUUGUUGGAUUAUCAGAGUGAAAAUUUGCAAGAAAUGGAACGAACCUGUCAAGAAUUGGGAGUCGCCAUUGUUGGAUUUUCCGCCAUUGGACAGGGACUCCUCACGGAUACACUCACACCCGAAUCAUGGGAAACCAAUCGUCCCGCCAAAAUGCUCCGCUUGAAAUACAAUGAUAUUCAACCCUUGCGUGCCGCUUUGAAACGCAUCAGUCAAGAAUAUCCUGUCGAUAACAACGACAACACUCAACAUCAACAAGCUCACAAGUCCAUGGCACAAGUGGCCAUCAAUUGGUGUAUCUGCCAUGGUGUGGUACCUCUGGUAGGAUGUCGUUCGCAAAAACAAGCUCAAGAUUCCAUUGGAGCUUUGGGAUGGAGGCUCACCGACGCCCAUAUUCGGGAACUGGAUCAAUUGGCUUUGGGUCGGUCAACCUUGGAUAGCCCCGGGUGGCGGCGCAUGAUCUUUGUCACCUUGUUUGGGAUUGUCAUGACGGUUUGUCAGAUGUGUGAUGCCUUUGGAUUCGGCAUGGUCAAGCAAACAAGAGGCUAG